Molecule: messenger RNA, 375 nt
Organism: Prunus armeniaca (apricot)
Lineage: Eukaryota; Viridiplantae; Streptophyta; Magnoliopsida; Rosales; Rosaceae
Source: the annotation of a GenBank genome assembly
AUGGACCUGUCGCGGAUGCGCGGCUCGAAAGGCAGGAAAGACGGCAACCAGGCGUUUGGGUGGACGGGAUUGGCCGUGGCAGGAGGUGCGCGUCUAACAGCAUGGGACGUCGCUCGCACUGCUAGUGUUGAGACAACAAUCACAUCAUUCAACAUCAAGAUCCAAUGGGCGAUGCAAGUAUGCAUUUUGGUUGACAAAGAUUGGUUUCUGUUUGAAGUUACCCGAAUUUUUGGGACCGUCAAGCCUAUGGACAACGUUCCUGUGGUGCUAGACUGGAAUCUUAAACGCAAUGACUAUGGUGAAAGAUUCAGAGAAAAACCAGACCUGACUGGUAACUACUCAACACCCAUUUGCAGAAGAAAUAAUGUGACUUGA